This is a messenger RNA of Colossoma macropomum (tambaqui), 2969 nucleotides long. It is a transcript of the gene ubqln4, whose product is annotated as ubiquilin 4. Gene Ontology annotation, biological process: ubiquitin-dependent protein catabolic process. Gene Ontology annotation, molecular function: polyubiquitin modification-dependent protein binding. Lineage: Eukaryota; Metazoa; Chordata; Actinopteri; Characiformes; Serrasalmidae. The record is from RefSeq and is a predicted model, not a curated record. Gene Ontology annotation, cellular component: cytosol. The coding region runs from base 55 to 1827 and encodes 590 amino acids. The transcript has 11 exons.
UCUCGCAGCUCUUCUCGCGGUGACGUGAUGAAGUGAAGAGAGAGGAGAGAAAAGAUGGCGGAGAACAGCGGCGCGGACCCCGCCGUGGAGAGCAAAUCCGAGGAAAAUGCGGCCGCCGGCGGCACCAUCAUCAUGGUCACCGUCAAAACGCCCAAGGACAAGGAAGAAAUAGCGAUAUCCGAAGACGCGUCUGUCUCUCAGUUCAAAGAAGAAAUCUCCAAAAGGUUCAAGGCAAAGCAGGACCAGUUAGUGUUGAUCUUUGCUGGUAAAAUCCUGAAAGAUGGAGACACGCUCAGUCAGCACGGUAUAAAGGAUGGCCUCACCGUUCACCUUGUCAUCAAAACUGCACAAAAGGCCACAGGUGGUAGUUCCACGGCUGCUCCAUCCAGCUCCGGUGCCACACAGGCAAACAGUGGCAAUGCAGGCACCGCUAACCCCAGCUCAGCUAGUAACCUGGGCACAUCACAGGGCAGUGGGCCUUCGCCAGCCCCCUCGCAGCCAGCCAACAUAUUCACUGGGUUCGGUGACCUGUCCAGUCUGGCUGGCUUGGGCAUGGGCUCCGCCAACUUCAUGGAGCUGCAGCAGCAGAUGCAGCGGCAGCUGAUGUCCAACCCUGAGAUGCUCUCCCAGAUCAUGGAGAACCCCCUGGUUCAGAACAUGAUGUCCAAUCCAGACCUGAUGAGGCAGAUGAUCAUGGCUAAUCCACAGAUGCAACAACUGAUGGAGCGCAACCCUGAGAUUUCACACAUGCUCAACAACCCUGAGCUAAUGAGACAGACAAUGGAGUUGGCAAGGAACCCAGCCAUGAUGCAAGAGAUGAUGCGUAACCAAGACCGAGCGCUUAGCAACUUAGAGAGCAUCCCCGGAGGAUACAACGCUCUACGGAGGAUGUACACUGAUAUCCAGGAGCCCAUGUUUAGCGCAGCACGAGAGCAGUUCGGAAACAAUCCCUUCUCUGCCUUGGGGGGUAACACAGACGGCUCAGGAGCCCAGCCCUCCAGGACGGAGAAUCGGGAGCCACUGCCAAAUCCAUGGGGUCCACCUGACACCACCUCUUCUGGGACUGGCACUGGCACUGGCACAACCACCACCUCUACUACAAGCUCCACCACCCCCAGUGUCUCUAACCCCUUGGGUGUCGGCUCCUCUAGCUUGGGCAACGGUAUAUUCAACAGUCCUGGCAUGCAGAGUCUGAUGCAGCAGAUUUCGGAGAAUCCCCAGCUGAUGCAGAACAUGCUCUCUGCUCCCUACAUGCGCAGCAUGAUGCAGUCCCUGGCCCAAAACCCUGAGAUUGCUUCACAGGUGUUAUUGAACAACCCUCUUUUUGCUGGAAACCCCCAGCUACAGGAGCAGAUGAGACAUCAGUUGCCUGUGUUUCUACAGCAGAUGCAGAAUCCUGAAGCCCUUUCUGUGAUGACAAACCCACGAGCCAUGCAAGCUCUGAUGCAGAUCCAGCAGGGCUUGCAGACCCUCCAGACUGAAGCCCCAGGACUAAUGCCAAGUCUGUUUCCUGGUGGGAUGCCCGGUGGGAUUCCCACGGGAGUUAAUGUGACUCCGGAGAAUCCUCCGCCUCCCUCCUCUGGACAGGGCUCCACCCCCGCUGCUGGAACCAACCCCACCCAACAGCAGCUCAUGCAGCAGAUGUUACAGAUGUUUGCCGGAGGAAGCGCAUCGACCCAGACUCCGGAGGUGCGUUUCCAGCAGCAGCUGGAGCAGCUGAGCGCAAUGGGCUUCAUCAACAGAGAGGCCAACCUGCAGGCCCUCAUCGCUACAGGGGGCGACAUCAACGCCGCCAUCGAAAGACUGCUUGGCUCACAGCCCUCUUAAUCGCACCAGGAGGAAAUGCCGGGGCCCGGGAGCGAAGCAGAGAAACGAGACAUGAACACAGUCCUUCACCACAUAAUAUCUGACAAGCCCCCCGUUAAUAGACUGAAUUCCAAUUACUUCUCUCUUUUACUCGGUUGAUCUGAGAAUCUUAGGAAAUUGGGGUUUUCAAAUUUUUUUCCUUAGACCAAUAAAGCAAAAAUGAGAUCACAGUGGAUUAACAUCAGGCUAACCCCUCUCCUCUUUCGUUUGCGUGCGUCCCCAAAUAAAAUGGGACAAUGCUUCUAUGAACCAAGUGUAGCUUACCAUUCCUUAUAAUUGACACAUACUCACUUGAGGCACUACUUUCAUGAUUUCGGGAGUAGGGGAAAAAAUACAGAAGAUAUACUAAGACAGAGGAACCCAUGUCUUUCAUGAAGAUGGUCAGUUUACUUAAAAAUUUUCUGUCUCUCCUAAGUCAAGCCUGACUAAACCAGUAUUUAUUGCAGACGAUGUAGAAGUUACCCUUUAUUCCUGUACCGCGCCUCCACGAUUCACAGUGCUUUAAGACAUCCUUCUCAUUUGACAUUGUUAAUUGAAAUCUAAUAGAGGAAGAUGUUGGAAAUCCCUGUUUGAGCAUUUAUAACAACCUCACGCAGAUGAUCGCUUACUCUUCAGCUAUUUAGAGAGGAAAUGAGCUUCUGGGAGUGAGAUUCAAGAUAUUCAGUCAUCUCUUUAGUCUUUUACCUUUUAGGGGGAGUGUGAAUGAUUUUGCCGGUAAAAGCUGGUGGUUAUGGGGAAAGGUUGUAACAAGGCAUCAAUAAAAUACUUCUCAGCUUACGAGCAACGCCGAAAGCAGACACCAUUUUUUUUGUUUUGACCAUAUCUUUAUGCUUUGACAUAGAAGUACUCUAGUGCGUGGAAGGCAUUGUGUACUGGAUACGUCAUCCUAUACAGUUGAUCUGCCAGUGAAUCUGGUAACAGCAUGAAAGUUGAUGCUAGCUUUUCUGUGCACCAAUCUCAGUGCUAACCAACAGCAAUCUAAUGGAACUAACAGUUGAGUUUUGAUGUGAAUUAAAAUGUGUUCAACUUUGCUUUUUUGCUGCACGUUCAUAAUCCACUCUCUCAUCUUAUUUGAUUAAUUACAUUGCAAUAAUCUGAACUCA